UUUGCGUCGUUGUUAUCUUGAUCUCGUUUGUAUUAUUUUUUUUUUUUUGUUGGCCUAACCCAAGGAUGUCCCCGCGAAAGGAUCAGCGUGAUAAUAGUUAUUGGCAGAAACAAGCAGCUACCUUGCCGGAUUACGUGCCUCCGGCUCAGCAGGAACAGGAACUGCAGCAGCUGCAGCAUAGAGCCUCGAUCCUUUGGUCGCCCCAGAUUCAGGAAGAGGACGAAGUAAACCUGCGCGAAUACCUGGACGUUGCGGCCAUGCGCUAUAAUAUCGAGGAGGAGCAGGCCCUGUUCAUCCUGCGACGUCACGGGUUCGACCUGCCGUUAGCCAGGCGACGUCUGGUCGGCGUUGAGACGGCUCGAGGAUGUCGCUAUCAUCGCUGGAAGGCCCAGGAUCUCUUCCGACUCUCCCAGGCCUUCAAGCAGCACGGAAAAAACUUUGCGAAGGUCCAGGAACAGGUUCCCCACUUUCCCCUUGCCGAGGUUCGGCUGUAUUUCUCCUUCAUGUACUCGGCUUAGGAUCCAGAAGACUGACAACCUGAGAUAACGAGGGAUAUUCAUUAACUCAUUCUAACUGACAUUGGUUUCCUUAACUGUUCAGAUCAUCAUUAUGGCUUAGAAGAUUUAUUUAAACAAUAUUUGUAUGAUCAAUUGAACAAUUAAGUUUUUCCUGAAACACACUGCUAGGCACAUUAAUAAAGUAUUGUUUAAAAUGUUAACAUACUUUCACGUUGUUUAAUAAUAAGUCUUGGUUUUGAAUGAGCUUGUCUUUAUUUUGAUACACUAUAUAUGCAUUAUUCUCAUAAACUUAUAAUUAUUAGCGUAUUUAUCAAGAGCGUAUUUAUCAAUACAAGUAAGUUGGUAUCGAGUUUGAGCUUAAUGACCUAACAUUUACAGGAAUAGCUUAGAUAUGCGUAAUUUUAUACCUAUAUUGACUAUGUACAAAUUAAAAUCCAUAAAUCAAAUAGCAAACAAAAA
Molecule: messenger RNA, 977 nt
Organism: Drosophila ficusphila
Lineage: Eukaryota; Metazoa; Arthropoda; Insecta; Diptera; Drosophilidae
Product: REST corepressor
Exons: 1
Coding region: 66-518 (150 amino acids)
Biological process (GO): regulation of transcription by RNA polymerase II; negative regulation of DNA-templated transcription
Cellular component (GO): transcription regulator complex; histone deacetylase complex
Molecular function (GO): transcription corepressor activity
Source: RefSeq, a predicted model, not a curated record